AGGUCCACCUACAGUCAUCAUGUAUGAGGACUGUGUCGAGUCCACUGGGGACUAUUAUUUCCUCUGUGACACAGAGGGGCCAUGGGGCAUUGUCCUGGAGUGCCUGGCAAUAAUUGGCAUAGUGGUUACAAUUAUUCUGCUCUUGGCAUUUCUCUUCCUCAUGCGAAAGGUUCGAGACUGUGGCGUGUGGAAUGUCCUCCCCACCCAGUUCCUCUUCCUCCUGAGUGUGCUGGGGCUCUUUGGCCUUGCUUUUGCCUUCAUUAUCCAGCUCAAUCAGCAAACUGCCCCUGUACGUUACUUUUUCUUUGGGGUUCUCUUUGCUCUCUGUUUCUCAUGCCUCUUGGCUCAUGCCUGCAACCUGGUGAAGCUCGUCCGAGAUAGAGUCUCCUUCUCUUGGACAAAAGUUCUGUGCAUUGCUAUUGGUUUCAGCCUGUUGCAGACGAUCAUUGCCAUUGAGUAUGUGACUCUCAUGAUGACCAGAGGUAUGAUGUUUGUACAUAUGACACCCUGUCAGCUCAAUGUGGACUUUGUCGUACUCCUGGUCUACGUUUUUUUCCUGAUGAUCCUCACAUUCUUCGUCUCCAAAACCACCUUAUGUGGCCCGUGUGAGAACUGGAAACAGCAUGGAAGGCUCAUCUUUGUCACCAUGCUCAUCUCCAUCAUUAUCUGGGUGGCGUGGAUCUCUAUGCUCUUGAAAGGCAACCCACAGCUCCAGCAUCAGCCGCAGUGGGAUGACCCUGUCAUCUGCAUUGCCCUGGUCACCAAUGCAUGGGUUUUCCUGCUGCUGUACAUCAUACCUGAGCUCUGCAUUCUCUACAAAUCGUGUAAACAGGAGUGCCCUUCACAAGACAACACCGGCUCGGUGCCAGGCUACCAAUGCACCUUCAGAGUGGAGAACCAGGAAUGCUCAAGAGCCCGAGACAGAGAUGGAGCUGAGGAAGAUAUAGCAUUAACUCCAUAUUCAGCUGCAGACUGUUGAUCCCACACGAGAGUAUUUCAUCCCAUGGGGUAUGCUAGGCCCCCAGCAAGAGGCAG
This is a messenger RNA of Pteropus alecto (black flying fox), 1035 nucleotides long. RefSeq names its product G protein-coupled receptor class C group 5 member D (gene GPRC5D). Gene Ontology annotation, molecular function: G protein-coupled receptor activity; protein kinase activator activity. Lineage: Eukaryota; Metazoa; Chordata; Mammalia; Chiroptera; Pteropodidae. Gene Ontology annotation, biological process: G protein-coupled receptor signaling pathway. Gene Ontology annotation, cellular component: extracellular exosome; intracellular membrane-bounded organelle; signaling receptor complex. The record is from RefSeq and is a predicted model, not a curated record. Bases 20 to 979 code for a protein of 319 amino acids. The transcript is spliced from 3 exons.